This is a messenger RNA of Emericellopsis atlantica, 703 nucleotides long. RefSeq lists its product as uncharacterized. The coding region runs from base 86 to 556 and encodes 156 amino acids. Lineage: Eukaryota; Fungi; Ascomycota; Sordariomycetes; Hypocreales; Bionectriaceae. The record is from RefSeq and is a predicted model, not a curated record. The transcript has a single exon.
CUGGGCGGCAUCUCCUGUCCUUAUCACGACUCGUCAGCCUGCUAGUCAAGCCUCCCGCAUCUCACCGCCGUCGCGAACUUUCAACAUGCGGAUCGCGCAGCUGACACUUGUUGGACUUGUCGGUGAAAUUCUGCAUGCGCCAGCAUCGGGGGCUGCAUGUGCUCGAGAUCCCCGACGAUGUGCGGGCCACCCACCCCAUCAUGCCGUCCUGGAUCUCGGCGCAUCUGGCUUCCCCAUUCCUGCUUGUCUCCCGCUCCCCUCUUUCUGGGCGAUAAGCACAACAACUACUAGUCUAGCUACUCAUGAACCAACCCAAAGUCAAAGCGGGCUGAUUAGUAUACAUAGUAGCGAGCUGACCCCCAUCUUGGCGCGCAUCUGCCAACCAGCCAACCACCUCGCAUCGUGGACGCCUUCUCGAUCGCGGUGUCGCCGACAUUGCCUUGCUGCCAAGGACCGAUCACAUUCAUCUACGUAUCACGGUAUCUAUGCUAUCGCGGGCGGGGUUGAGACAGGUCCCUGGAUCCGGCGUCCUGAGACAUGCAUGCGGGCAGGUUGACCAUCUCAGGUCGCGAUGCACACAUUUGCAUCUCGUUUCUGAGAUGGCUGCCGCCUGCCGUGAGGGCUUUGUCUGUAAGCCACUAGAGUUUCGACGUGCAGCUUAGCGGUGAAAAGCUCGUAGAAUUGAUGCCACGGGUAUAUCGAC